This is a messenger RNA of Chanos chanos (milkfish), 3321 nucleotides long. RefSeq names its product multiple EGF-like-domains 11 (gene megf11). Gene Ontology annotation, molecular function: protein binding; zinc ion binding. Gene Ontology annotation, cellular component: membrane. The record is from RefSeq and is a predicted model, not a curated record. Lineage: Eukaryota; Metazoa; Chordata; Actinopteri; Gonorynchiformes; Chanidae. The transcript has 24 exons. Bases 1 to 3321 code for a protein of 1106 amino acids.
AUGGGGCCUGUGUUGGUGCACCCAUUAGCCCUGCCUGUGCUGACUCUUCUGGGGCUCGUUAUCAGAGCGGGGAGCCUCAACCCGGAUGACCCCAACGUCUGCAGUCACUGGGAGAGCUACGCCGUGACUGUUCAGGAAUCCUACGCUCAUGCCUUCGAUCAGAUUUAUUAUACCAGAUGCACAGACAUCCUCAACUGGUUCAAGUGCACGAGACACAGAAUUAGCUAUAAGACUGCUUAUCGGCGGGGCGUUAGGACCAUGUACCGCCGUCGGUCCCAGUGCUGCCCGGGUUACUUUGAGAGCGGAGACUUGUGUGUCCCGCUGUGUACAGAGGAAUGUGCUCAUGGCCGCUGUGUGUCUCCUGAUACAUGUCAGUGUGAGCCAGGCUGGGGAGGUCUAGACUGUUCCAGUGGCUGUGAGAGCGGAUACUGGGGACCCCAUUGUAGUAACCGAUGCCAGUGCCAGAACGGAGCCCUCUGCAACCCCAUCACGGGCGCCUGCGUCUGCACCGACGGCUACCAGGGCUGGCGCUGUGAGGACCAGUGUGAGCCCGGGUACUAUGGGAAGGGCUGCCAGUUACAGUGCCAGUGUCUGAACGGUGCCACAUGUCACCACGAGACCGGGGAGUGUAUCUGUGCGCCAGGCUACACAGGGGCAUUUUGCGGGGAACGCUGUCCCACGGGCAGUCACGGUCCACAGUGUGAGCAGAGGUGUCCUUGUCAGAACGGAGGGACCUGCCACCACAUCACAGGAGAGUGCUCCUGCCCAGCCGGAUGGACGGGGUCCGUGUGCGCGCAGCCCUGUCCGUUUGGCAAAUACGGCAUCAACUGCAGCAAAGACUGCUCCUGCCGGAACGGCGGACUCUGCGACCACAUCACAGGCCAGUGCGAGUGUAUGGCAGGGUACAGCGGACGCAGGUGCCAGGAGGAAUGCCCGGUGGGAACCUACGGCCCUCAGUGCGCCCUCAGAUGCGACUGCCAGAACGGAGCCAAGUGUUACCAUAUCAACGGGGCGUGUCUGUGUGACACGGGCUUCAAAGGGCCUCACUGCCAGGACCGGUUCUGUCCGCCAGGACUCUACGGACUCAUCUGUGACAAAUAUUGUCCAUGUAAUGCCACCAACACACUCAGCUGCCACCCUCUGUCAGGUGAAUGCUCUUGCGCAGCGGGGUGGACAGGGCUGUACUGUAAUGAGACUUGCCCGCCCGGUUACUAUGGUGAGAGCUGCAGUCAGCCGUGCAACUGCGCCAAUGGGGCAGACUGCCACGGGGUCACCGGUGCCUGUGUCUGCGCCCCUGGCUUCACGGGAGAUGACUGUUCUUUAACCUGUCCUCCUGGACUGUAUGGAACAAACUGCUCAUCCACCUGUAAUUGCCACAACCAAGCUACCUGCUCUCCUGUCGACGGCUCGUGUUUCUGCACUGAAGGUUGGCAGGGAGUAGACUGUUCAAUCCUCUGCUCCAGUGGUACGUGGGGCCUGGGCUGUAACCAGACGUGUGUGUGUGCCAACGGCGCUGCAUGUGACCCCAUGGAUGGGACCUGUACCUGUUCGCCCGGCUGGAGGGGGGACCGAUGCCAUCUUCCCUGUCCUGAUGGAAGGUAUGGACUGGAGUGUCGCGAACGUUGUGAUUGUAACCAUGCCGACGGCUGUGAUCCAGUUAGCGGAUACUGUCGCUGCUUAGCUGGGUGGACAGGGAUUCACUGUGACAACGUUUGCCCUCAAGGUUUUUGGGGACCUAACUGCUCUUCGUCCUGCUCCUGCCAAAACGGCGGUUCCUGCUCACCUGAGGAUGGUACCUGUGUGUGUGCCCCCGGCUACCGUGGGACCUCCUGCAAGAGAAUCUGCUCUCCUGGGUUCUAUGGGCACCGUUGCAGCCAGACAUGCCCACAGUGUGUGCACAGUACCGGACCGUGCCACCACGUCACAGGUCACUGUGAGUGCCUGCCCGGCUUCUCUGGCCCUCUGUGUAACCAAGUGUGCCCCAGUGGCAGAUUUGGCAAGGCCUGCGCUGAGGUGUGCAUGUGCACCAAUAAUGGUACAUGUAACCCCAUUGACGGAUCCUGCCAGUGCUACCCAGGCUGGAUCGGCGACGACUGCUCUCAGGCAUGUUCCUCUGGGCACUGGGGCCCUGAUUGCCUGAACUCUUGUAACUGUCACAACGGAGCCCAGUGUAGUGCCUACGACGGAGAGUGCAGGUGCAGUCCCGGCUGGACAGGCCUCUACUGCACACAGCGCUGUCCGUCAGGGUUUUAUGGGCGGGACUGUGCUGAGGUGUGUCGCUGUCAGAACGGUGCAGACUGUGAUCACAUCACUGGUCAGUGUGCCUGUCGAACAGGCUUCAUCGGCACCAGCUGUGAACAGAAGUGUCCUCCUGGGACGUUUGGUUAUGGCUGUCAGCAGCUGUGUGAGUGCAUGAACAAUGCCACCUGUGAUUAUGUGACUGGAACAUGUUACUGCAGUCCAGGCUACAAAGGCAUCCGCUGUGACCAGGCUGCCCUGAUGAUGGAGGAGCUAAACCCCUACACUAAAAUCAGCCCUGCCCUGAGCUCUGAGAGACACUCUGCCGGCGCUGUCAUGGGCAUCAUCUUCCUCCUCCUCAUCAUCAUGGCCAUGCUGAGUCUGUUUGUGUGGUACCGACAGAAACAGAGGGAUAAGGGUCAGGACAUGCCCAGUGUCUCCUACACACCAGCCCUGCGCAUCACUAACACAGACUUCUCCAUCUCUGACACGUCUCAGAGUAGCAGCAGUGGCCAGUGCUUCUCCAACCCGAGUUACCACACUGUGGCCCAGUGCACUGUCCCUUCAUCCAUCAGUAAUAACCUGGAUGGCACUUUGACUCUGAAGAAGGGAGACAGGAAUAGCUCAGAGUGGAGAGCGUACUGCAAUCUUAAUGACUUAGGUGUAUCAAGAGGCGACACAUUAACUCUACGGGAUAACAAAACAACCAGAGUCUCUAAAGAUUACGUCAAGGCGUCGAUGUGCAGCACCAGUUCCUGUUCCCUGAACAGUGAAAACCCUUAUGCCACCAUCAGAGACCCCCCAAGCCUGACAUGUAAACACACUGAGAGCAGCUACGUAGAGAUGAAGUCUCCCACACAUCGGGACCUGUCCUUCUGCACCACCUCAGGCUCCACCCUCCCCACGGCCAGCAGGAACGUGUAUGAAGUCGAGCCAACAGUGAGUGUUCUCCAGGGACCCAACGGACUGGCGACAGGUUUUUCCCAGAAUCCAUACGACCUUCCUCGGAACAGUCACAUUCCCAGUCAUUACGACAUACUUCCCAUGCGUCACAGCCCCACACAUACCCCGCCCCCCCCCUGA